Cajanus cajan (pigeon pea) is the source of this 3265-nucleotide messenger RNA. RefSeq lists its product as uncharacterized. Gene Ontology annotation, cellular component: mitochondrial outer membrane. The record is from RefSeq and is a predicted model, not a curated record. Gene Ontology annotation, molecular function: ATP hydrolysis activity; ATP binding. Lineage: Eukaryota; Viridiplantae; Streptophyta; Magnoliopsida; Fabales; Fabaceae.
UUUGGAGUUUGGGUUCAUGUGCAAGCAAUGUGUGAUAAGUUUUAACGUCCAUAAGUUAAUGGCAUGCUAUAUAUAGGCAUUGAGGAGCGAGACACAGAGAGCGAGUCAUUGCCUUGUCAAAAUCCUUAGACCAACGUUGUCUUCGGAGCCUCGAUAACAUAGGUUGUUAAACUAUUUGUUAUUGUUGUUGUUAUUCUCUCCAAAAUAUCCGGGGGUAGGUACCCAUUUUUUCUGAAUCAUCAUCCAUCACCUACUUUGCUUAACAAUCCUGAUACCCUUUGGUGAAAAAUCGCUUCUGGGGUCUCAAAGGACCGAACUUGGCAUCAGGGUCGUCAUGGAACAGAAGCGCGUUCUGUUGUCAGCAUUGAGUGUUGGGGUUGGGUUGGGUGUGGGGCUCGGGUUGAGUUCAGGGCAGAAAUGGGUUGGCGGGAAUCGUGCCUCUGAUGAGCUUUCUUUGGAGCAGAUUGAGCAGGAGCUCAAGAAGCUGGUGGUUGAUGGAAGGGACAGCAAGGUUACGUUUGAAGACUUUCCUUAUUACUUGAGUGAAAGAACUCGAGUUUUGUUGACAAGUGCCGCAUAUGUUCAUUUAAAACAUCUGAAUUUUUCCAAGCACACCAGGAACCUCUCACCAGCAAGCAGGGCUAUUUUGCUAUCUGGUCCAGCUGAACUUUACCAGCAAAUGCUUGCCAGAGCUUUAGCACAUUGCUUUGAAUCAAAAUUGUUGUUGUUAGAUAUUACUGACUUCUCUUUGAAGUUGCAAAACAAAUUUGGAUGUUCUAGAAAAGUACCAUCUUUGAAAAGGUCAAUAUCCGAGGCAACUUUGGAGCGAAUGUCUGGUUUGUUUGGUUCCUUUUCAAUGCUUUCUUCAACAGGAGAAACAAGAGGAAUUCUGCGUCAACAAAGCAGUGCUGCUGAAAGUUCCAAUCCUCCAAAGCUUAAGAGGAAUGCUUCUGCUGCAUCAGAUCUAAGUAGCACUGCUUCCCAGUGUGGCCCAACAUUUCCAGCUCCUUUAAAGCGCACAAGUAGCCUGUGUUUUGAUGAAAAGCUCUUUGUGCAAUCUCUUUACAAGCUUUUGGUUUCUAUCACCGAAACUAGUUCCAUCAUAUUAUACAUCAGGGAUGUUGAGAAGCUAGUUCUCCAAUCACCAAGGUUAUAUAAUUUAUUACAAAAAAUGAUAAAGAAACUGUCAGGCGCAGUGUUGAUACUUGGUUCCCAGUUAUUAGAUUCAGAAGAUGAUUGCAAAGAAGAUGAUGAAAGGAUCACUGCAUUGUUCCCCUACAGCAUUGAGAUCAAAGCUCCUGAAGAUGAAACUAAUCUUGGCAGUUGGAAAGGCCAACUUGAAGAGGACAUGAAAAUUAUUCAGUUCCAAGAUAACAGAAACCACAUUGCUGAAGUACUAGCAGCAAAUGACAUUGAAUGUGAUGACUUGAAUUCAAUCUGCCAUGCAGACACUAUCUUACUUGGCAAUAUUGAAGAAAUCGUAGUAUCUGCAAUAUCUUAUCAUUUGAUGAAUACAAAAGAUCCAGAAUACCGAAAUGGAAAGCUAGUUAUAUCGGCCAACAGUUUGUCCCAUGGAUUGAGUCUGUUCCAGGAAGGCAAGAGUAGUGGGAAUCUUAAGACUAACGAAUCUAACAAGGAAAAUGCUGGAGAAGAUAUUAUUGGUGCAAAAAAUGAAAUGAAGUGUGACAACCAAGCACCUGAAAACAAGAGUGAAACAGAGAAAUCCAUCCCAGUAACAAAGAAAGAUGGCGAAAAUCCUACACCUGCAAAAGCAGAAGUUCCUGACAAUGAGUUUGAGAAGCGCAUAAGACCAGAGGUUAUCCCUGCAAAUGAGAUAGGGGUUACAUUUGCAGAUAUUGGUUCGUUGGAUGAGAUCAAAGAAUCACUUCAAGAGCUUGUGAUGCUUCCUCUGAGAAGGCCAGACCUCUUCAAAGGUGGGCUUCUAAAGCCAUGUAGAGGUAUAUUGCUGUUUGGGCCUCCUGGUACUGGAAAAACAAUGCUAGCAAAGGCAAUUGCAAAUGAAGCUGGUGCAAGUUUCAUCAAUGUCUCAAUGUCAACCAUCACAUCAAAAUGGUUUGGGGAAGAUGAAAAGAACGUGCGUGCUCUGUUCACACUGGCAGCUAAGGUUGCCCCAACAAUUAUAUUUGUUGAUGAGGUUGACAGCAUGCUUGGACAGCGGACUAGAGUAGGAGAGCAUGAGGCCAUGAGGAAGAUUAAAAAUGAGUUCAUGACACAUUGGGAUGGACUAUUGACAGGGCCUAAUGAGCAAAUUUUGGUUCUUGCUGCAACCAACAGGCCAUUUGACCUUGAUGAAGCUAUCAUAAGGCGCUUUCAGCGCAGGAUCCUGGUUGGUCUUCCAUCUGUUGAGAACAGGGAAAAGAUCUUGAAGACACUUCUGGCUAAAGAGAAAUAUGAAAAUUUAGACUUUAAAGAGCUGGCAACCAUGACAGAAGGAUAUACCGGAAGUGAUCUUAAGAAUUUGUGCAUCACUGCGGCUUAUCGACCUGUUAGGGAGCUAAUACAGCAGGAGAGAACGAAGGAAAUGGAAAAAAAGAAAAGAGAGGCAGAAGGCCAAAGCUCAGAAGAUGCUUCAAACAAUAAAGAUAAGGAAGACCAAGAAAUUACCUUGAGGCCUUUAAACAUGGAAGAUAUGAGACAGGCUAAGAGUCAGGUGGCUGCAAGUUUUGCAUCAGAAGGAUCUGUAAUGAAUGAGUUGAAGCAGUGGAAUGAUCUGUAUGGAGAAGGUGGUUCAAGGAAGAAACAACAACUCACUUACUUCCUUUAGAUUGUGGAAUGCUACUUUUAUUUUGGAUUUGUUCAACAUUCAUCUCAACGAUGCAUUUUAACUAAGGAAGAAGUCCUUCACCAGAGAUGUUGAACGCAAAGCAUGCCCAAAUGUGAAAGAGAUGUUAUGAUUCCCAAAAAAGCAAAAAGUAUUGGCACACCUAUUCUGUAAAGGAUGUGUAGAUCAUCAUGGGUUAUGUUUAGAAAAAGGUUAUCGAGUUUUGUUUGGAUUUUCUACAAACAAAUGAGCACCUGCACUAGGGGAUUUAUAUUCUGUCAUGCACGGUUUUGGAAGAUGCAAUGGCUUUGUAGGAAGUAGGAAUAUUUUUCAGCAAUCCUUUUAGGUAUGUAUUAUAUAUGAUCAGAAUUUUCAGACAGUUGAAUUUUGUAAAUUGAUCGUGCAGUUGCACUGCUCAUACAGUUUGGUUCAAUUAUUUAUCUAAAUUCAACUUAAAGAUGGCUAAUCAUCUUUAAACAAAAA